Messenger RNA from Hevea brasiliensis (rubber tree), 986 nucleotides. Its product is annotated as GEM-like protein 4. Lineage: Eukaryota; Viridiplantae; Streptophyta; Magnoliopsida; Malpighiales; Euphorbiaceae. The record is from RefSeq and is a predicted model, not a curated record. Bases 153 to 857 code for a protein of 234 amino acids. The transcript is spliced from 4 exons.
UAAGCUUGCAGAAUGCAUGUUUUCGUCAACCAAAGCAGCUUAGCUCCCUCUAUUUCUCACAGCAAAGCACCUUCUGUUGUUCCAACAAUCCACACAGAAGUUCUAAGGCAAAAGGCUAGAAGUGAAUCUUCUUCAUUCCCUAUUUAUCAAAUAUGAAGAAUUUUCCUCAGGAACAAGUUUUUGGAGUUCCAAACACAACAUCAGCAAAACCAGUUCAGAAAAUGCCAAGAUUUUUACUUGAAAAUGCUUCCCAAUGUUAUGUUCCAACUCCUGCAAAUAAAUCUCUCACGGUCAAGCAUGAUAAAGUAGACUCGGUGCUUAAAAGGAUGAACAAACUAGGGAAAAAAGCUGACAAAUUUGCACAUGGCAUCCGAGAGCAUGUGAGACUGGGGACCAAGAUCACUGAAACUCUGAAGGGGAAGCUCAGCUUGGGAGCUAGAAUUCUCCAAGUAGGAGGAGUGAAGAAAGUUUUUAGGCAGUUAUUUAGUGUGAGAGAAGGAGAGAGAUUGUUGAAGGCUUGCCAAUGUUAUUUGUCAACCACAGCCGGCCCUAUUGCAGGAUUGCUCUUUAUCUCGACAGACAAGAUUGCCUUCUGCAGUGAGAGAGCAAUUAAAUUGUCUUCUUCAGAAGGAAAAAUGGUCAGAAUCCAUUACAAGGUCUUGAUCCCGCUAAGAAAGAUAAAGACUGUGAACCAAAGUGAAAAUGUGAAGAAGCCAUCACAAAAGUACAUAGAAAUAGUAACUGUUGAUGAUUUUGAUUUCUGGUUUAUGGGUUUCUUAAAUUAUCAGAAAGCUUUCAAUUGUCUUCAGCAAGCAAUAUCACAAGUUUGGAUGAAUACAAGUCAUCCAAAUGUCUAAACAAAGCUUACUUCUUUUCUUCAUCAGAUGUAACUAAACGGCAUGAUGACAUGUCAACGAAAACAGUUGACCAUAAAAAUUGUACAAAGUUUCUUUUCAAUGAGAAUGGUUUGUGAUUUUCAACUUCCA